Molecule: messenger RNA, 2928 nt
Organism: Carassius gibelio (silver crucian carp)
Lineage: Eukaryota; Metazoa; Chordata; Actinopteri; Cypriniformes; Cyprinidae
Product: phosphatidylinositol polyphosphate 5-phosphatase type IV-like
Exons: 11
Coding region: 145-2052 (635 amino acids)
Biological process (GO): phosphatidylinositol dephosphorylation
Molecular function (GO): inositol-polyphosphate 5-phosphatase activity
Source: RefSeq, a predicted model, not a curated record
GCACACCCUCUUGAUUAGUUGUUGGUUGUCUGGCGUUGCUAGGGAAGUCAAGUAAGUUUGCUUCUUCAGCCAUCUAACUUAGAGGAUGUAAUCAUCUGAGUAUCAUGGGACUCGUUUACAUCUAAAACAAAGUCUGCUAAUAGGAUGAGUGGGCAUGGAGACAGCAUCGUCCCGUUUAACCCCACAGAACUCCAGUCAGGAGAACCAGCGUGUAAAGCAGAUAUUACUGUUCUGAGUGUAGACCCGAGGACAGAGAAGAGCAAGGAGGACAUCAAGAAGCCAUAUGAAGGUGCCAGACUACUUCAGGAUGAGCAUAACAGGGACGCAAAACUUAGUCCAUUUCAGCCUCGACCUCCCUCUCUUCCGAAGCCCGUGGGAUUGGGAAUGGGGGGUAAAAACUUCUCAUUUGAUGAGAAGGUGAGGGGGAGAAAAUUGAGGAACAGCCAGGAGAGUCUCACCGACCCAGGCGAGACGGGCUCUUCCACCGAUUCGCUUAAGGAAGACACCUCAUCAAAUGGCCAAGACCUUGCAUCCGGACGUCCCCUCGAUCUCCCACCCAUGGAGACACCGUCAUUCAGGAUUAGGACCGAUAGCUUCUCCGAGACUGACAGUGAGCAUAGUGAUCCGAAUAAAGAGCGUUUGCAACCGUCCAGAAUUAUUUUGUCCCCACUGCAGCCCACUGGGUCAUAUCCUCCUCUGGAGAACGGCGCAGCCUCCAGGUCCUUAAGGACGACUAAUCGGAUUGACAGGGAUUGUUUGGAUUACAGUGCGGUGGGGAGAAGGGGGCGGGGGCCGGAGAGGCUUCAGAGGAAUCUUAGUGAUAGCCGGCUGUUGGACACCAUGGUGUCAGACAAUGCCUCUGUCCAUUCCAUGAAGUCUGCCUACAGCAUUCUGAACCCCAUCAGACCCCGCGAUGUGAGGAACAGGAGCUUUCUGGAGGGUAGUGUUUUGGGUAACGGUGCCUUGCUGGGGGCAGAGGAGCUAGACCGCUACUUCCCAGAGAGACGGCUCGGUCUCUACGUGGCCACAUGGAACAUGCAUGGAGAGAAGGGGCUUCCAUACAACCUAGAUGAUCUGCUGCUCCCAACCGACACAGACUUCGCACAGGACGUCUAUGUUAUAGGAGUUCAGGAAGGCUGUCCAGAUAGGAGGGAGUGGGAGAUCCGUCUGCAGGAAACACUUGGGCCGUAUUACGUGAUGCUGUAUGCAGCGGCCCACGGUGUUCUCUAUCUCACUGUGUUUGUCAGGAGAGACCUCAUAUGGUUCUGUUCAGAGGUGGAACAUGCUACAGUUACAACCAGAAUUAUAUCUCAGAUUAAGACUAAAGGAGCUGUGGGUAUCGGCUUCACUUUCUUUGGAACAUCCUUCCUGUUUAUCACAUCCCAUUUCACUUCUGGAGAUUCUAAAGUAUAUGAGAGGAUCUUAGAUUACAACAAGAUCAUAGAAGCUUUGGCUCUUCCUAGAAACCUUCCGGAUACAAACCCUUACCGCUCCACAACAUCUGAUGUCACAACCCGUUUUGAUGAAGUCUUCUGGUUUGGAGAUUUUAAUUUCCGCCUGAAUAAAACCAGAGGUGAGGUGGAGGCCAUUUUGAAUCAGGUUAUGGGCGCAGAUAUGAGCCCACUAUUACAGCAUGACCAGCUGUUGAAAGAGAUGAAAAAAGGUUCCACUUUUAAAGGGUUUCAGGAAGCAUCUAUUCACUUUGCUCCUACAUACAAGUUUGACAUUGGUUGUGACGUCUAUGACUCCACCACAAAGCAGAGAACACCCUCAUACACCGACCGGAUUCUUUAUCGAAACAGACAAGCAGAUGACAUUAAAGUGGUCAAGUAUAUGUCUUGCUUGUCCAUUAAGACAUCAGAUCACCGACCUGUCAUCGGCAUGUUUCAGGUCAAACUUCGUCCAGGCCGAGAUAACAUUCCUUUGGGUGCUGGCCAGUUUGACAGGAGCCUGUACCUAGAAGGAAUCCGAAGGAGAAUCACCAGGGAGCUGAAAAAAAGAGAGGCAGCCAUGAAGAACCAGAAUGACAGCACGGUUUGCACUAUAUCCUGAUCGCGGACCAGUGUGCGAGAGCCGUAGGGUGCUAAAACUGAUCAUUUCAAACACCGAGGUACUGACUUGGAAAGCUGGACUUUCAGGACCAAAGGAUAAAUCGGUACUACGGAUGUCAAACGCACAGUCCAGGAACUAAAAGACUGCAGCUGGUACUAUAAAAUAUUAUAGAAAUGUAUCAAAUAUACUGUCAAUUAAGUUAUCCAUUAUUCCUAAUCCAUUUUUUGUAUUAUUUCAUAUUCUGGUAUUUAACUUGGAAGCCCAAACAGUCUCUUCUCUGUAUGGUAUUAGAUAAUAGUGUUUCAUAGCCUUUUUAAACCAUUAGCUCACCUUUAACUGAUAACUGUAAACACAUAUCAGCACCAGGCAGCUGAUCCUGCUCAUUUGAUUGGCUCCUGGGACAUUUUUGAAGAGUUACUUAACAAUUUGCUAACUGUUGUACUCUUUUAAAAAAAGACUGUACUGUAGCAUAAUUACCAGCAACACUGGGGAGAAUUUGUGUCAGCAGUUGAUAGGUCUCUAAUUGUAUCAUGUAGAGACUGACCUUGGUUUCAAUUGAGUGCAGAAUCAAAGCGAGGAGGCACAGACCAUACUUGAGUUUACUGCCUUAACAUAUCCAAUGUAAUUCAGCUUACUUGAUGUCAAGCAGGAACGACCAUAGUAUUGGUUGCUUGCGCAUGGAUCUCAGUGACUGUGGUGUAAUAGUAAGUCAUGCAUUCACAUCAUUCGUUUCAGUUCCAUUUGUACUGAAAGUGCCUGCGAUCUUUCUUAUGAUCGCUUCAGUGACUUAAAGUACAUUCUACUGUUUAAAACCAAAUAAUAUCCUGUUAGAAAUGUUUGUUCACUAUGUUAAGUAAUACAAAAACUCAUACUUAA